Phaeodactylum tricornutum CCAP 1055/1 is the source of this 375-nucleotide messenger RNA. RefSeq lists its product with no specific name. The record is from RefSeq and is a predicted model, not a curated record. Gene Ontology annotation, biological process: mRNA splicing, via spliceosome. Gene Ontology annotation, cellular component: catalytic step 2 spliceosome; U2 snRNP; precatalytic spliceosome. NCBI's taxonomy places the organism in Eukaryota, Bacillariophyta, Bacillariophyceae, Surirellales, Neidiaceae. The annotation marks the transcript as partial. The transcript is spliced from 2 exons. Gene Ontology annotation, molecular function: RNA binding.
AUGAACACCAUAAAAGAAAUAUUGCGGAUCAACGAAGAAGAGUUAAAACGCGGGUUGGCCGGCACGGCGGCUUCUUGGCACCAGCAAUACGCGCAAUCGGCGUGGGUCUAUGUGGGUAACCUGGACCAUGCUCUUACGGAAGGGGACGUCAUUUGCGUACUUAGUCAGUACGGCGAAAUCGAGGACUUACACCUGGUGCGCGAAGAAGAUACGGGCAAGUCCCGGGGUUUUGCCUUUUGCAAAUACGAAGACGCGCGAUCGUGUGUGUUGGCGGUCGACAACUUCACCGGGAUCGAGCUUUGCGGACGAUCGUUGCGGGUUGAUCACGUCGAAAACUAUCGUUUACCGAAACACUUAAUGGACAAAGAAGACCAG